Messenger RNA from Schistosoma intercalatum, 2079 nucleotides. NCBI's taxonomy places the organism in Eukaryota, Metazoa, Platyhelminthes, Trematoda, Strigeidida, Schistosomatidae. The record is from the annotation of a GenBank genome assembly.
GCGGAAUACACUUGUUAUUGACCUUGACAUCUGUAUUACUGUAUUUUGAUUCUUGCGUUUCGAGUUUUAGGCUGCAUAUUUCCCAUAUAUUCAGCUUGACGCCUUCGUGUUUCCAGCACUCAAAGAAGAAACUAUUGCAUAUUGAAGUUCAUUAUGUGGAAAUCCCUGACUUUCUCGCUAUCAUCAGCCUUCAGUCUCGUUCGUUGCGCUUCAACUGCAGCGGAAUCAGCUCCACUUAUGAAGACCUUUUCCAUUUACAGAUGGAACCCAGAUAAACGUGGCGAAAAACCCACUAUGCAAAAUUAUCAAGUCGAUCUUAAUGAUUGCGGACCCAUGGUCUUGGAUGCUUUAAUCAAGAUAAAGAAUGAACAGGAUCCUACUCUGACAUUUCGACGUUCUUGCCGUGAGGGCAUAUGUGGUUCUUGUGCAAUGAAUAUAGAGGGUCGUAAUCACCUUGCCUGUAUAUGGGAAAUAGAUCCAGAUGUUAGCAAGACAACUAAAAUAUAUCCAUUGCCUCAUAUGUACGUAAUUAAGGAUCUAAUUCCAGAUAUGAAUAAUUUUUAUGCUCAGUACCGUUUUAUUGAGCCUUAUUUAAAGAAAAAGAAUGUAUCUGAAGAAGAUAUUGGGAAAAAGACUUAUUAUCAGUCAGUGGAAGACAGAGCAAAGUUAGAUGGGCUUUAUGAAUGCAUUUUGUGUGCCUGUUGUUCUACUUCGUGUCCAUCUUAUUGGUGGAAUGGUGAUAAGUAUUUGGGUCCCGCUGUCCUACUUCAGGCUUACAGAUGGUUAGUCGAUUCACGUGAUGAUUAUACGUAUGAACGUUUGGCUGAGUUCCAAAACAAGUGGUCACUUUAUCGAUGUCAUACUAUUAUGAAUUGCACAGAAACUUGCCCAAAAUUCUACUUUAAAAAUUACUUGGACAUUUUCUUGAAACGGUUACAUUUCUCUGAAAACAGAUUUCAACUGUUAGCAUACCAUCACUCCUCGUAUUCACAGUCUUGUCUUGUUGACAUCGCAAUUCCAUAUUGUGUGCAUGUUUUAUAAUACUUGAACCAAUGUUCAACAACAGAUCAAUUCAGUCGUGUGUAAUCUACUUGGGGUUUUUCUACUGAUGAUGAUGAUUUGGUUUUUGUAAUCGAUAGUAAAAGAUCCUUCCCCAAGAACGAAGAUAUUAGCAAAAUCUGACUUUUCCUCCACUUAAUAUUUGACAACUGAUCACACUUUCGGAAAUAACUUUGUAGUAUUUCGGUCUUUUUACUCAAGUACCUUUUAUUAAAGUUUUCAUUGUCAUUUUGGAGCAAACAAUUUUAUUUAUUAUUUUAUUUGAACACAUAAAUAUUGGUACAAGGGGGCACCAGAUAUAUACGCGCCGAUUGGAGCAAAUUAACUUAGACAAUGACGUAUCGUUAGCUUGCAAGUGUUCGUUCAUAUAUCACUCGGAAAAUUUUAGGUUAGCUAUACUUAAAGCGGUAAGCGAUCGCUGGAGAUGCAGUAUCAUGAACAGUACAGUAUGAUCCGUGGACGUCGAUAACGUGUGACAGUAACAAGACUGACUAUGUCGCUACGGGGAUAGUGACAAUAGCAUAUGAAGGACAAGUUCUGUAUGCUUGACAUGAUCAACUAGCUUGUGAGGACAUUAUGCGAGUUGAAAAACAAAAUUUCGGCAAUCAAUUCUUGAUACGUACACUGAAGACUAUAACAUUUAAAUUAACAAGGAUCAUGACUGGCUGUGACCAAUAAGUUGUAUAUGUUUCUUAGACAUCUAUAUAUACGUAUUAUCAGUUUGUAUAUAUAUAUAAAUAUUAAUGCUCCUAGGUAGUUUGUAAAUAUAUGUUAAUUUAUAUUUGUAUACAUUUUACGUGAACGUUUUUAGGGAUUGAAUCCUGGUUUGGCUAUUGGAGAGAUUAAGAAAAUGCUAAUCUAUUUCAAUCAGUAUAAACACAAGAAACCGGAGACGAGAACUGUCUAGACCAUAUAAUCUCAUUAAUCACGUAUUUUCUCAAAUUCGGUUAACUUACUGACUAUUUAUAGUGAAUCCCCAUUAAUUUUUCUCCAAUUUCUAAUUUAACUUAUAAAUACGAA